AUGUAUGCGGAUAUCAGCAAGCCCCCUGCGCCACUGCCAAAGGCUGAACCACAGUGCAUCAGCGAGGGCGUCACGUUGCUGCCGCCGCUCUCGCGCCGAGGCUACGGAAAGGGCCUCAUUAUACUGCAACAUGAUUCGACGCAACACCUGGACAUUGUCGAAGGAGUCCCCUCUGCUCUCAUCAAGUGGGCGGAAGAGGGUUUCGUCGUGGUGGAGAUCCAAGCCAAGGCGUUGACUAAUCCGAGCCUUGCCACAGAUGUCUUGCAGACUGCUUUGAAAGCACUGAAAGACUGCAGCAAGCUGGAGAAAGAUAGCAGGUUCGGAGUUGUCGCGUUUGACCCAACGUUAUGGAAUAAGAUUGCUGGGGUGGCUUGCAUCUUCCCAGAUAUUGUGGGAGCUGUUGUAUAUGCAGAUUCCAGCGAUGAGAGUACCCUCGAGAAAUCCAAAAUCCCCAUGCUGUGUCACCUUGCUGGUGGCCAAGCACCGCCUGAGACAAAGAAGACCGAGGGCAUCACCACGUAUCGAUAUGCAAAGGCUAAGUCAUUCAGGCUUGCGACGCCAUUUCAUGAAGAUUUCGAUUACUGGUCAGAGUCUCUGUCUCACACCAGAAACUUGACAUUUCUCAAGUCGCUUAUUGGCGGGCCUUAUUUCGAUCUUGAGGCCAUCUGGGAUGAGCAUACAUACUAUGAGUUCGCGGACCGCUCUGUUGAGCAUACCAUGAGCACAAUGGUUGAUCAACCAUACGUGAAUCAUGUUCCCACACUGACGGGUGGCAUCGGACGAGGGCCAUUGACACAAUUCUACCGCAACAACUUCAUUUUCAAUAACUCCCAAGAUACAGAGUUAGAACUCAUCAGCCGCACGCUUGGUAUUGACCGCGUCGUGGACGAGUUCAUCUAUAAGUUCACACAUGACACGGUGGUCGAUUGGCUUGUCCCUGGUAUCCCUCCAACGUACAAAAAGGUGGAAAUACCCUUCACUGCUGUUGUGAAUAUUCGUGGCGACAGGUUGUACCACGAGCACAUUUCAUGGGACCAGGGAACCGUCCUGGCUCAACUUGGUUUGAUGCCGCAGUACCUUCCCUUCCCAUAUCCGAUCAAAGGCCAAGAGGAUGGGGCAACUUUUGAGUACCGCGUGCCAGUCCUAGGGAUCGAUACUGCGGAAAAGAUGAGGGAUCGGAACUCUGUUGUAUCAAACGACAUGUUUAAUUUCAAGGUGCGGAAAUCAUGA
This is a messenger RNA of Colletotrichum tamarilloi, 1230 nucleotides long. Its product is annotated as carboxymethylenebutenolidase. NCBI's taxonomy places the organism in Eukaryota, Fungi, Ascomycota, Sordariomycetes, Glomerellales, Glomerellaceae. The record is from RefSeq and is a predicted model, not a curated record. Bases 1 to 1230 code for a protein of 409 amino acids. The transcript is spliced from 4 exons. Gene Ontology annotation, biological process: polyketide metabolic process.